Messenger RNA from Glycine soja, 3652 nucleotides. Its product is annotated as probable ATP-dependent DNA helicase CHR12. Gene Ontology annotation, molecular function: histone binding; ATP-dependent chromatin remodeler activity; DNA binding. The record is from RefSeq and is a predicted model, not a curated record. Gene Ontology annotation, cellular component: nucleus. NCBI's taxonomy places the organism in Eukaryota, Viridiplantae, Streptophyta, Magnoliopsida, Fabales, Fabaceae. The transcript has 12 exons. Gene Ontology annotation, biological process: positive regulation of transcription by RNA polymerase II. Bases 232 to 3423 code for a protein of 1063 amino acids.
GGCAGGAACGUUUUUAUAAGGAGAAAUAGAGGCGUGUUUGGGGUAAACGAAAAAAGGGACGGGUUUCCGCAAUUGGCCCGUAUUAAAAAGUUAGGGAUAUGGAAGAGAUAGAGCGGCGAAGAGAGGGUUGCAUGAAGGGAGAGUUUGAUUCCUUUGGGACAGAGAGUGAGAUUAAUUAAAAUAUUAGGUAGUUAAUUAAUUAAAUUAAAAGGAAAGGUGAAGGCUCCUGCGAUGGAGCAAGCAGUGUCACUGAUUGGUGCCCUGAACCUGGUUUCUCGCAACCUCCCUCUUCCCCCAGACCUCUUUGACACCGUUUCUUCUAUCUAUCACCGAUCUAAUCCUCUCUCUUCCGAGGCCGAUGCACCGGAACAAGAUUUGUUGGCCGACCUUCAAAAUGCGCUGUUGGAGCAACGUCCUAACUACGCCUCUGCUUCCAAAUUGAACAAAACAAGGGAAAGCCGUUAUCACACUCAGAUUCGACACCGCUUAACCCAACUCCAAGGAUUGCCUUCAAGCAGAGGAGAGGACCUACAGACUAUGUGCUUGCUUGAGCUUUAUGGACUAAAGCUAGCUGAGUUGCAGAGGAAGGUGCAGACUGACGUGAAUUCUGAAUACUGGCUCAAUGUUAAAUGUGCAUAUCCAGACAGGCAAUUAUUUGAUUGGAGCAUGAUGCGGUUGCGUCGUCCGCUGUAUGGUGUUGGAGAUCCAUUUUCCAUGGAUGCCGAUGAUCAAAUAAGGAAGAAACGGGAUGCUGAGAGACUAUCAAGAUUGGAAGAACAGGCAAAAAAUCAUAUGGAAACCAGAAAAAGAAGAUUUUUUGCAGAAAUACUGAAUGCGGUCCGAGAGUUCCAAUUACAAAUUCAAGCUUUUUUGAAGCGAAGAAAACAGAGGAAUGAUGGUGUACAGGCAUGGCAUGGAAGGCAAAGGCAACGUGCAACACGGGCAGAGAAAUUGAGAUUCCAAGCCUUAAAGGCCGAUGAUCAGGAAGCUUACAUGAGAAUGGUAAAAGAGAGUAAGAAUGAAAGAUUGACUUUGCUUCUUGAAGAAACAAAUAAACUACUUGUAAAUUUGGGAGCAGCCGUUCAACGUCAAAAGGACUCAAAACAAUCAGAUGGCAUUGAACCCUUGGAAGAUUCAGAAACUGAUUUACCUGAGUCAGAUGGAUUGAAGAAUGGAAUUUCUAAGGAAUCACCUCUUGAGGAAGAUGUGGAUUUAAUAGAUUCUGAUCGUAACGGUGGUGAUACUAGUGAUUUACUUGAAGGUCAGCGGCAAUACAAUUCUGCCAUACAUUCAAUUCAAGAAAAGGUAAGCGAGCAACCAUCUAUUCUUCAAGGUGGAGAAUUAAGACCAUACCAACUAGAAGGCCUCCAGUGGAUGCUUUCUUUGUUUAAUAACAAUUUAAAUGGAAUAUUGGCUGAUGAAAUGGGGCUUGGGAAGACAAUACAAACCAUCUCAUUGAUAGCAUAUCUUAUGGAACACAAGGGUGUGACUGGUCCUCACUUGAUUGUGGCUCCAAAGGCUGUUCUGCCAAAUUGGAUCAAUGAAUUCUCAACAUGGGCUCCUAGCAUCACAACCAUUCUUUAUGAUGGACGGCUGGAUGAGAGAAAAGCAAUGAAGGAAGAGUUGUCAGGGGAGGGGAAAUUUAAUGUUCUGAUAACACACUAUGAUCUUAUAAUGAGAGAUAAAGCAUUUCUCAAGAAAAUCCAUUGGCUCUACUUGAUUGUGGAUGAAGGGCAUCGAUUGAAGAAUCAUGAGUGUGCUCUAGCAAGAACCCUGGACUCUGGCUAUCACAUUCAACGAAGACUGCUGUUGACUGGUACCCCAAUUCAGAACAGUUUGCAGGAAUUAUGGUCCCUGCUCAAUUUUCUCCUUCCAAACAUUUUCAAUUCAGUUCAGAAUUUCGAGGACUGGUUUAAUGCUCCCUUUGCAGACCGAGUGGAUGUCUCUCUAACUGAUGAAGAACAACUAUUGAUCAUUCGGCGUCUGCAUCAAGUGAUAAGGCCCUUCAUAUUGAGAAGGAAAAAAGAUGAGGUGGAAAAAUUUCUUCCUAGUAAAUCUCAGGUUAUACUCAAAUGUGACUUGUCAGCCUGGCAGAAAGUAUAUUAUCAACAAGUCACUGAUGUUGGCAGAGUUGGCUUAGACAAUGGUUCUGGAAAAUCAAAAAGUCUACAGAACUUGACAAUGCAACUCAGAAAAUGUUGUAACCAUCCCUACCUCUUUGUGGGUGACUAUGAUAUCCAUAAACACAAGGAGGAGAUUUUCAGAGCAUCAGGAAAGUUUGAACUUCUUGACCGUUUGCUUCCAAAACUUCGUAGAGCUGGUCACAGAGUCCUCCUUUUUUCUCAGAUGACUCGGCUCAUGGACAUUCUUGAAAUUUAUCUGCGACUUAAUGAUUUUAAAUUUCUUAGACUUGAUGGCUCAACAAAAACUGAGGAAAGAGGUUCCCUACUACGGAAAUUCAAUGCACCUGAUUCUGCAUACUUUAUGUUUCUCUUGAGCACCCGUGCCGGAGGUCUUGGUUUGAACUUACAAACAGCAGAUACUGUUAUAAUCUUUGACAGCGAUUGGAACCCACAAAUGGAUCAACAAGCCGAGGAUCGAGCACAUCGCAUUGGACAAAAAAAGGAAGUUAGAGUUUUUGUGUUAGUUAGUGUGGGAUCUAUUGAAGAGGUGAUUUUAGAGCGUGCUAAACAAAAGAUGGGCAUUGAUGCCAAAGUCAUUCAGGCAGGGCUCUUUAACACAACUUCUACAGCACAAGACAGAAGAGAAAUGUUGCAGGAGAUUAUGCGUAGAGGUACUAGCUCACUUGGUACGGAUGUCCCGAGUGAGAGAGAAAUUAACCGCCUUGCGGCCCGAUCUGAUGAGGAAUUUUGGCUGUUUGAGAAAAUGGAUGAAGAGCGAAGGCAAAAGGAGAAUUACAGAUCUCGUCUCAUGGAAGAGCAUGAACUGCCGGAUUGGGUAUACUCUCCACUAAAUAAGGAUGAUAAGGUCAAAAUAUUUGACAGUGGUAGUGUUACUGGAAAGCGUAAAAGAAAUGAAGUGGUAUAUGCAGAUACAUUAAGUGACCUACAAUGGAUGAAGGCUGUGGAGAACGGACAGGACAUAUCUAAGCUUUCAGUCAAAGGGAAAAGAAGAGACCACCUCCCUGUUGACAACCAUGCACAAGCUAGUGAUGACAUGGGGACAGAAGAACGGUUAUUUAGAAGUGAAGACACUUUCGACGUGACACCUGCCUCUAAGAGACUCAAGCCCGAAGAAAUAAAUUCCCAGAAACAUGAAAACGAAGAUGUCAGUGUUGGUGGUUUGAACGAGCAUAUAUUUUCCUGGAAUACUCGUAGAAAGAAGAGAUCAGGCUACCUUGGCCAGGGUUCAUUCUCUGAUAGUAGAGGGCAGAAUUCAAAUGGAAGAGCAAACUGGAACUGAUAGUUCUAAUUUAGUCAUGGAUGCCAGAAAUUUUCCCUACAUUUGUAUUGUGAUUCUGCUUCAUUGUGUUUGUCAAGGUAAAUGGUAGAUUACACUCGAUCAGCAAAUGUAGAUACCAGCAAAUUCCUUCUGGCAGUUGUGAAGUUUAUCAGUGUGAAUGUAAAAUCUAAUUGAUGAAACACAUUUCCCCUAGUUCAUUUCUAUGAUUCCCAUCUGGAAAAUUAAACCA